This is a messenger RNA of Arachis ipaensis, 1525 nucleotides long. RefSeq lists its product as uncharacterized. NCBI's taxonomy places the organism in Eukaryota, Viridiplantae, Streptophyta, Magnoliopsida, Fabales, Fabaceae. The record is from RefSeq and is a predicted model, not a curated record.
ACAAGACAAAUUUAGAUGGAUUAAGACAAGGAAAUAAAAAAAAUUGGGAUGCAGAAGUUAAGGAAACAGUGUGAGAGGUGUGAGAGUGGGGAUGAAGAUAAAAGCGGAAGCACGGACUAGUUGCGAUCGAAGUACUUGCUAAUGACACGUUAAAAGAAAAAUAAUGGCAUCAAACAUGCUUGGUUCCCUCGCCGACCCUAUUCCACUCAAAGACCAAACGCCUAAAUUGCCAUACUAAAUUGUUGUCACUCACCAACAAACAAAGAACAGAACAACAUAACUCUCUCUAACACCAAACCCUUUUACUUUCACCUUAGAAUCAUGGUGGAUAGGGAUUCAAGUGAAGCACACAUGUCAAUAGCCGCUUCUUCCAUGUUCCCUGGCUUCAAGUUUUGUCCCACUGACGGUGAAUUAAUCUCUUAUUACCUCAGAAAAAAAUUGGACGGUGACGAGGACAGUGUUCAGAUCAUUUCGGAGCUUGAGCUUUGCACCUUUGAGCCUUGGGAUUUGCCUGAAAAAUCUUUCAUUAAAUCAAACGAUGAGUGGUUUUUUUUCUCGCGACGGGGGAGAAAGUAUCCGAAUAGUUCACAAAACAAAAGGGCAACUAAAAGUGGGUAUUGGAAGGUCACAGGAAAGGAGCGACAGAUAGAGUCCGGUCAGAAUGUGAUUGGUACCAGACGCACUUUGGUAUUCCAUGUCGGUCGAGUUCCUAAAGGCGAAAGAACUGAAUGGAUUAUUCAUGAGUACUGCAUCAAUGACAAAUUUCAGAAUCAGGAUUCUUUGGUGGUUUGUCGGCUCAAGAAGAACACAAAAUUUCAUACAAAUGAUGAUUCUAACAAAGCUUCACGCGAGAGUGGUUGUGGAGUCUCAGAAGGGGGUUACAGUUCAAAGGAGCACUUGUGUGCCUAUUCAAGAUAAAGAGGUUGGGUGUAGUUCCAAGAGGAGUAACAAUAGUAAUAGUUCUCCUUCUAUUACUGUCCAAAUUGAAUCCAGUAAUAGAGUUGCUAAUGAAGUCAAUCCCAAAGCUUCUUCCAAUGAAUCCAGUGAUAGAGUUGCCAAUGAAGCCAAUCCCAAAGCUUCUUCCAAUCACUCUAAGGUGGAUGAAGUGGAUUAUUAUGCAGAGAUCAACUUAGAUGAUAUCAUCAACUUAGAUGAACCAGCACUCUGACUGCCAUAGCCCAUAGCCACCACAAGGGACAGCAAAUAGAGAUCAACAAUCAUCAAACAAAAUCAAAGGUUUCAACGGAACUUCUUGACCAAUGCUCCAACCAAUCAUCAAACAAAAUUAACACUUUCCUGCCAUACCGUUUAAUGCUCUUCACUUUCUUUGUUUUCACUUUACUAGCUCUUAAGCUUUAUCCUUAUCGGGAGGUCUCAAACUGCUGUAUAAUAUUCUCCAGACCUCUCUCGAGUUUAAUUAUGAUUAUUAGUUAAUUAGUGUUAGUUACAUUGUAUAUAAAGUUACAAAGAGAUAUGCACUCUUCAUAGCGAAAUAGUAAGGACAAGGAUUAUAUUAUUCAUUACC